AUGAGUCAAAACAGCAAUCCCAACUAUACAUAUGUAACUCCUCAGCCAAACAGCUUUCAGGCGGCAUACCGCCAGUACGGCCAACAGCCAAAUGAGUCGUUUCCGUACCAAAGUAAGGAAUUGAAGCCGGGAAGUAAGGGGAAAAUGGCCAACUCCAAGGUUUCAAAGGACAAAAUGUUAAAUAUGAAGUACGACUACGGAUCGCCCAAAAUGUACCCGUCCUCAGGCGCAGAUCCCAAGGACCCAUCGAAGCAGUACGCCUCGAGGUUCCCCAAGGUGACUAACGAGGAGGUGCAGAACCUGCUGUUGGAAAAUUACUCAAUAAUGAAGGCGAUGAACGACUCCAUGGAAAACACGGAGCAGCUGAUGGACGACCCAGAGUUUACGCUGUAA
Theileria orientalis strain Shintoku is the source of this 393-nucleotide messenger RNA. RefSeq lists its product as hypothetical. Bases 1 to 393 code for a protein of 130 amino acids. The transcript has a single exon. The record is from RefSeq and is a predicted model, not a curated record. NCBI's taxonomy places the organism in Eukaryota, Apicomplexa, Aconoidasida, Piroplasmida, Theileriidae.